Messenger RNA from Drosophila busckii, 2218 nucleotides. Its product is annotated as protein FAM49B. NCBI's taxonomy places the organism in Eukaryota, Metazoa, Arthropoda, Insecta, Diptera, Drosophilidae. The transcript is spliced from 5 exons. Gene Ontology annotation, biological process: regulation of actin filament polymerization. The record is from RefSeq and is a predicted model, not a curated record. Gene Ontology annotation, molecular function: small GTPase binding. Bases 328 to 1302 code for a protein of 324 amino acids.
UCAUUCUACGUUCAUUCCGAAAAUUGCCGUCAAAUCGUGAGCACGUCGCACGCGGAAAAAUUAAAAAAAAAAGCAUUGCACUUUUUGUUGUUGUAAAUUUGGUAAAAAGACGCUCGCGUCGGUUGGCUUAUAAUUAAUCCUGGACCACACUUGUCGAAGGUCGCGAGUGCGUGCACUUUAACUUUAGUCAAGUAUAAGUAAAAUGUUUGAGUGCGAGCAUUAAACGAAUUUAACUAAAGGCAGCUCCUGUGCAGAAAAAAAGCUUACAAUAUUAAACAUAUAAAGAAAAGCAUUUCAAACAUUUUAAAUACAUAAUUCCUUAACAAAAUGGGCAAAUUACUGAGUCUGCUAUCACGCGACGAUUCAAAUUGUUGUGCUGCUAAAUCCUAUGACGUGUUCUUGGAUUUUGAAAAUGCAGCGCCUACGGAAACGGAACGCGAGAUCUACGAUGAGGUGGAUCGUGUGCUCAAGGAAUCCGAGGUGGUGCUGGAUGAGAUACAAAUCUAUAAGGGCGCCAACAAAGAAAUCCGCGAAGCCAUUGCCGAUCCCUCACCCGAGGUGCAGGGCAAAGCCUGGUCAGCCGUAUUGCCUUUGGUCAUCAAACUGAAGCGUUGCUACGAGCAUUCGCUUGAGUUGGAUAAAAUAGUGCCCAAGCUAUUGGGUCAACUGGUUGGCGGCAAACUGAAUCCCACACAGCAUUUGGAGACACAGCAAGCGCUGGUCAAGCAACUGGCUGAGAUACUGGAAUUCGUAUUGAAAUUCGAUGAGUACAAGAUGAAAACACCCGCCAUACAGAACGAUUUUAGUUACUACAGACGCAUUGUGAGUAGACAGCGCUUGGAUAACAUGGAGAACAUGCUGGUUAGCACAGAGCUGGCGAAUCGCAUGUCCUUGUUCUACGCCCACGCCACACCCAUGCUGAAGGUGCUCAGCGAGGCCACCUCCAAAUUUGUAAAUGACAAUGCCGACGAUGUACAGAACACAACCGAAACGCUGGGCACAAUGGCCAAAGUGUGCCUACGCAUGCUGGAGAAUCCUAAGCUGCUGCAGCAGAUUGAGCGCGAGGAAACACAAAUGCUGGUGCUGCGUGUGAUGGUGGGACUGGUCAUACUCUACGAUCAUGUGCAUCCGGUGGGCGCAUUCGCACGUGGCGCACAUGUGGACGUCAAGGGCUGUGUGCGUUUGCUGCAGGCGCAGCCGGCGAUAAGAGCUGAGCCGCUGCUCAAUGCUUUGCGCUAUACGACGAAGCAUCUGAACGAGGAGAAUACGCCGAAGAACAUACGCAUCAUGCUGGCCCCAUAGUAGUGGCCUCCAUUGAGGAGGGCCUAGGAAGCCAAAGCCAAAUGCGGGAAGCAGCCCACAACAAACCGUUUUUGUUUAUGUGUACAAUUUGUAACGUUAACGUUUUUUGUUUUAAAGAUUUACACGGUUCUCUUUUUAUUUAUGUAAUUAAUAGGCUUCUACAAAGUAUAUACGUUUAAUGUUUAUGAUUAUGUUUAAUUUUGGAGUAUGAGAGUGUUGUGCAUAAAGGAGGCAGCCUGCAACUUACUGUUAGUUCUAUUUAUGCAAAGCCAGCAUUUUGUCGUAUUAAAUUGUAUUCUUUAAAUGAUCGUUUAGCGCCUCCUUGUGAAGUAAAUAUAUAUCAAAAACACCAGCAAGAAAAACAAAAAACAAAAGGAAACAAUAUUUAGCUCAUAAUUUAGCACUAUUAUUAAGUAAUGAACAAAUCUAUUACAAAUUCUAUGAUAAACAAUAACAAAUUAGCGCAAAGUAUAAACAUUCUAGAUGAUGAUAUCCUAAAAUUUCAAUUUCAACUAACUAAACAGAGAUUAUUAUAAUAAACAACAAUAUAAAAUACAUGCAUUUUUUAAAAUCAAUUUUAUCAUAUUUUUUUGUACAUGCUAUCUAUGAAAAAUUUAAAACAAAUACCAACUAAAAAUUGCCUGAAACUGAACUAAAUAACUGAACCACUCACGCAGAUGCAUUUAUAUUUCCACAUUUGAUAAACAUUUUAUGUCUGAGAAUGAAAAGAAAACUGCGCAAUAAUAUUACAUUUUAAGAUUUACAAAUAAAAAUUUAUAAAGCGGCAACAAAUUUGUAACAAAAAUCCUUAAAAAAAAAUGAAGUAAACACUGAAACUGAGAAACGAACUAAGUACAGUUUUGAUUGUAUAUGGUAUAAGAGCAACAACAACAAAAAAAAAAAAACACUAGUGAAU